AUGGAAAACCCAGCUAAGGAAAUCCCCGGCGUAAUCCACCUCCUCACACAAUCUCCUCCAUCGAUACAGCGCGAAACAAUCGAGACAUACUUCACGCAAGAUGCCUCAUUCACACACCCCUUCUGCCGGACCGGCAGCUUCGACAACUCGCGCUUCCUAAUCAGGGCGAUAUACCGAUGGUACAAGAUACUGAGUCCCAAGAUCGAGUUGACGAUCAAUUCAGUGGCAUACGACGAACCCAACCUCCUCCUCUACGUAAACAUCACCCAAGUCUUCGGCAUCUGGGUCAUCCCCUUCCACCGCGCGCGAGUGAACCUCACCACCGUCCUCGCGCUCAGGCGCAAUCGCGGCGACGAGAAAUACUACAUUCAGAGCCAGAAUGAUCUGUACCAGACAGACGAGUUUGUUAAGUUCGUCCUACCGCCGAGCUGGAUGUUUGUGUGGCUGUGGCAGUUCUGGGCGACGUUCUUUUGCUUCCUGGGGGCGUUUGCGCUGUGGCCGAUUAGCUAUGCGGAACAGUGGGUUUGGGAUGAGGGCGAAUCGCGGAAGAGCCGGAGUAAAGUCGAGGGGAGGAAAGGGCAGAGGGUUGGUGAUGUGCUUGAUGAUAUUGAGCUGAAAGACCUUGAGCGGAAGGCUUUGGUGAAUAAGCCGAGUAGGUAG
Messenger RNA from Didymosphaeria variabile, 660 nucleotides. RefSeq lists its product as uncharacterized. The coding region runs from base 1 to 660 and encodes 219 amino acids. The record is from RefSeq and is a predicted model, not a curated record. NCBI's taxonomy places the organism in Eukaryota, Fungi, Ascomycota, Dothideomycetes, Pleosporales, Didymosphaeriaceae. The transcript has 3 exons.